Molecule: messenger RNA, 1765 nt
Organism: Acanthisitta chloris (rifleman)
Lineage: Eukaryota; Metazoa; Chordata; Aves; Passeriformes; Acanthisittidae
Gene: SLU7
Product: SLU7 splicing factor homolog (S. cerevisiae)
Exons: 15
Coding region: 23-1765 (580 amino acids)
Biological process (GO): mRNA splicing, via spliceosome
Cellular component (GO): spliceosomal complex
Molecular function (GO): pre-mRNA 3'-splice site binding
Source: RefSeq, a predicted model, not a curated record
CUGUUGCAGGGAAAACGCCACAAUGGCCUCGGGUGGAGUAGCGAAUGCUGCUCCUGCAGGAGGGGCGAAUGAUGUGAGCCUGGAGGAGCCAAAGAAGAUGACAAGGGAAGACUGGAGGAAAAAGAAGGAGUUAGAAGAACAGAGAAAACUAGGAAAUGCACCUGCUGAGGUGGAUGAAGAAGGAAAAGAUAUCAAUCCUCACAUUCCUCAGUACAUCUCCUCAGUGCCAUGGUACAUAGAUCCUUCUAAAAGACCGACACUAAAGCAUCAGAGACCUCAGCCAGAGAAGCAGAAACAGUAUAGCUCCUCUGGAGACUGGUACAAACGAGGGGUUCAAGAGCAUGCUGUGGCAACCAGGUAUCGUAAAGGAGCCUGUGAGAACUGUGGUGCAAUGACACACAAAAAGAAAGACUGCAUGGAGAGACCCAGGAAAGUUGGAGCAAAGUACACAGGGAUGAACAUUGCACCAGAUGAACAUGUGCAACCUCAGCUGAUGUUUGAUUACGAUGGGAAGAGAGAUCGUUGGAAUGGUUAUAACCCAGAGGAGCACAUGAAGAUUGUAGAGGAGUACGCCAAGGUUGAUUUGGCCAAACGUACACUGAAAGCCCAGAAACUUCAGGAGGAGUUAGCAUCAGGGAAGCUGGAGCAAGUGAACUCCCCAAGACACCAGUGGGGAGAAGAGGAACCAAAUUCACAGACAGAAAGAGAUCAUAACAGUGAAGAUGAAGAUGAAGAUAAAUAUGCAGAUGACAUUGAUAUGCCUGGGCAGAACUUUGACUCUAAAAGACGAAUCACAGUUCGAAAUUUACGUAUUCGGGAAGAUAUUGCAAAAUACUUGAGGAAUCUAGAUCCAAACUCUGCUUAUUAUGAUCCCAAAACAAGAGCAAUGAGGGAGAACCCAUAUGCCAACACAGGCAAGAAUCCAGAUGAAGUUGGUUAUGCAGGUGACAACUUUGUUCGUUACACAGGAGAUACCAUUUCAAUGGCACAGACUCAGUUGUUUGCUUGGGAGGCUUAUGACAAAGGCUCUGAAGUUCAUCUUCAAGCAGACCCUACAAAAUUAGAGCUCCUUUAUAAAUCCUUCAAAGUGAAGAAAGAAGAUUUCAAAGCACAGCAGAAAGAAAGCAUCCUAGAGAAGUAUGGAGGACAAGAACACUUAGAUGCUCCACCAGCUGAACUGCUGUUAGCUCAAACAGAAGAUUAUGUGGAGUACUCUAGGCACGGAACAGUCAUCAAAGGACAAGAGAAAGCUAUUGCUUGUUCCAAGUACGAAGAGGAUGUGAAGAUCAACAACCAUACAUGCAUUUGGGGUUCAUACUGGAAGGAAGGCAAGUGGGGUUACAAGUGCUGCCACUCGUUUAUCAAGUACUCGUACUGUACAGGAGAGGCUGGGAAGGAAAUUGCUAAUGCAGAAGCAAAUUUACUGGAAGAGCAGCCUGGGGAGGAAGAACACCUGACAAAACCUAAAACACUGAUGGAGAUCCACCAAGAGAAACUGAAAGAGAAGAAAAAGAAGAAGCACAAGAAGAGCUCAAAUUCAGACAGCGAGGGUGAAGAGAAGAAAAAGCAAGAAAAACUUAAAAAGGCACUAAAUGCAGAAGAGGCUCGUCUGCUGCAUGUUAAAGAAAUCAUGCAGUUAGAUGAGAGGAAGAGACCAUACAACAGCCAGUUUGAGGCCAGGGAGCCAACAGAGGAGGAGAUGGAAGCCUACAGAAUGAAACGGCAGAGACCUGAUGAUCCCAUGGCCUCUUUCCUGGGACAGUAG